Molecule: messenger RNA, 1965 nt
Organism: Rotaria sordida
Lineage: Eukaryota; Metazoa; Rotifera; Eurotatoria; Philodinida; Philodinidae
Source: the annotation of a GenBank genome assembly
AUGGAAACGCAUAAGUUAGUUGAUGGUGACAAAGAAAAUAUCGCUCUUUCUUUAUUUCGACAAGUCGGAUCAGUUCAUGAUAAUAUUGCAUUUGUCGAAUCGAUACCAUCAGAUUUAUCCAAUAAUCAAAAUAUUUCAUUUGCAAAUAAUUAUAAUUCUCAAAUAUCAAAAAUUAAUUCUCAAUCAAUAUCAAUAUCAUUUCAUGACUUAAAUUAUGAAAUUGGUCACAUAAAAAAACGAAAGAUAUUUUCUUGUUGCAAGUUAAAACCAAGAAAACAACUUCUUUUUAAUAUUUCAGGCAGUUUUUCAUCCGGCAUGAAUGCUAUUCUUGGACCAUCGGGAAGUGGUAAAUCAUCUCUAUUAGACAUCCUUGCCGAUCGAAAAGAUAAAAGUGGUUUAUCAGGAUAUGUUCUUGUAUCAGGUAAACCUCGAUCGAAAACUUUCAAAUAUUCAAUUGGUUAUGUUGUUCAAGAAGAUAUAAUUAAUGGAAUCUUAAGUGUUCGUGAAAAUCUAAUGUUUUCAGCUAAUACUCGUUUACCACGGUCAAAAACAAUAAAUGAACGUAUUAAAUUAGUUAGUCAAAUAAUUCAUGAUUUAAGUCUUGAAACAUGUGCUGAUACUCGAAUUGGUACACAUUUUAUACGAGGAGUAUCAGGAGGAGAAAAAAAAAGAGCAUGUAUUGGAAUGGAAUUAGUUCUUUCACCAAGUAUACUUUUCUUAGAUGAACCAACUAGUGGUCUUGAUGCAUCAACAGCAGAAAAUGUUAUGAAAUGUUUGUAUAAUUUAUCACGACGAGGAUGUACAAUUAUUUUUUCAAUUCAUCAACCUCGUUAUUCAAUAUUCAAAUUAUUUGAUACUAUUCUUCUUCUUUCUUCUGGUCAUAGAGUUUAUUUAGGUUCAUCAACUAAUAUUUUAUCUUAUUUUGCUUCUCUUGGUUUUAAAUGUGAAGAGCAUGAUAAUCCAGCUGAUUUUGUACUUGAUGUUAUUAUUCAAUGUAAUAAUUAUUCAUCGACUUUACUUGAAAAUGCAUAUUCAAAAUCGAUAAUAAAUUCUAAUGAUGAUAUAUUUAAAAUGAAUGAGAAUGAAAAUGAUAACAGUAUAUUUGAUGAAAUUAUAUAUCGAUCACGUGUUUAUGAAUUAUAUUAUGUUUCAAUUCGAACAUUUCGUAAUACAAUACGAGAUCCAGCAAUGGUUACAUCACAAAUAAUUGUUGCUACAUUAUUAGCUCUUUUGACAGGUUUAAUUUUCAAUCAAAUAGAAACAACAAUUGAACCUGGUGUACAAAAUCGUCUAGGGGCUAUUUUUUUUAUUAUUGUUAAUCAAAUUUAUAGUACAACUACUGCUUUAGAACCAUUAAUUCAAGAACGUGCACUUUUUAUUCAUGAAAAUGCAAGUGGUUAUUAUCGUGUAUCAACUUUUUUUAUUGCAAAAUUAAUUUGUGAUUUACUUCCAAUGCGUUUUAUUCCUUCGGUCAUUUUUUCAGUAAUUACAUAUUUUAUGAUAGGUUUUCAAUUAUCAAUAAAUCAAUUUUUUAUUUAUCUAUUAACGAUUUUUAUGAGUACAAUAUUUGGAUCAGCUAUUUGUUUUUUUGUUGCUUCUUUUAUUCCAAUAUUUGUUGUUUCACUUAUAGUCAUUGUAUUUAUUUUUGUUGUUAUGAUGGUUUUUAGUGGUUUUCUUAUUGAUCUUAAAAGUGUUUUUUCAUUUCUUCAAUGGCUUCAAUGGUUGAGUGCAUUCCGAUAUGCAACAAAUUUAUUAACAAUUAAUGAAUUUCGUCAUUUAAAAUUCUGUUUAGCAAAUAAUACACAAAUUUGUCCAUUAACAGGUGAACAAAUCUUAAUACAACAUGGUAUUCCUUAUAAUAAUAAUUGGGAUAUGUGGAGAAAUUUAUUAGCUUUAUUAAUAAUGAUUAUUAUUUUUUUAAUUAUGGCUUUUAUUCAAUUAUUAAGAAUGAAAAAAGUCAAAUAA